GACUGCCUGAGGUUAUGAAGUCAAAGCUGACCAGAGGUCAGCCACUGCCCCUGGAAGCUCAAAUAUGGCUGCUGGCAGUAAUCGUCGUCUUCAGCAGACUCAACACCAAGUAGAUGAGGUUGUUGACAUCAUGAGAGUGAAUGUGGACAAGGUGUUGGAGCGAGAUCAGAAGCUGUCAGAGUUGGAUGACCGUGCUGAUGCACUGCAAGCAGGAGCUUCCCAGUUUGAGACCAGUGCAGCCAAGCUGAAAAGAAAGUAUUGGUGGAAGAACUGUAAGAUGUGGGCAAUAUUGAUAGCUGUUGUUCUCAUUAUCAUCAUCAUCAUUAUUGCUGCAUGUUGCAGAAGUAGAAGGAGAAAUACCAUCUGCCUCCCUUGUCUGAGAACUGGUUUUCAUCUGCCCCGGCUUCUGGCUAGGCAAAUCCUUUUUGGUGUGGCAGUUCCAAAUGCACUGCCGUAGCAGACAGGCAUUUUCCAAGUAGAGACUUUGCUGCUGGGUGAAAUGAUACUAGCGUUGGGUCAGGAUAGCAAGCCAGGGGACAUAGAGUUCAGUCUUUGGUUUGAAUUCUCAUGUAAUCCCCAAGUAUUUCAUGGGAGGACAGAGUUUCAGUUUGUGCUGUAAUACGGUAACAAACACUGCAGUAACCGUUGGUGACAGCCAGGCAGUCCUGGGGCAGAAACACCAGGUUGCAAGUGCAAAGGAAAAGUAAAACUAGGAAAACCACUGUGGGAACCUCUUAAAUCCCUCUCUACUUAUCUCUAGUAAUU
Molecule: messenger RNA, 765 nt
Organism: Haliaeetus leucocephalus (bald eagle)
Lineage: Eukaryota; Metazoa; Chordata; Aves; Accipitriformes; Accipitridae
Gene: VAMP3
Product: vesicle-associated membrane protein 3
Exons: 5
Coding region: 65-457 (130 amino acids)
Biological process (GO): vesicle fusion; SNARE complex assembly; vesicle-mediated transport
Cellular component (GO): SNARE complex; plasma membrane
Molecular function (GO): syntaxin-1 binding; SNAP receptor activity
Source: RefSeq, a predicted model, not a curated record